GGGGCAUGCAUGGUCUCUCUUCUGUUCUGAACGCGCCAGUCGUCGUCCUUCAAUAUCUCUUUGUUUACGAUUAGGGCUUGCAGACAGUGAGAGAGAGAGAGAGGGAAAUCGAAAUUGGCCUGAUAGCGAUCGUCGUUGAGGUUGAAAGAAGGACUUUGUCUCGGGUAGCAGAAGCCACAGACAUCACAAUGGAAUUGGCAGACAAGGCCGUUGGGUUUCUGUUAUCCUAUAUCAGUUUAUCUAUAUUCACUUAUUACACAUUUUGGGUCAUAAUCCUGCCGUUUGUAAACAGUGAUCACUUUAUCCACCGGUAUUUCCUGCCCCAAGAAUAUGCCAUAUUAAUACCUGUGUUUGCUGGCAUGGUGCUUCUGUGCUUCUUAUGCAUUUUCAUUGGAUAUGUGAUGCUCAAAUCCAAAAAGAAGAAAGCAUGAUACAAAGGAUUGUGAUCGCGCAAGGGUGAGCUUUUCUUUCGAGGUGAAUCAGAGUAUAGAUUUUUAUAGUCAUUUUCUGAAAUGGAGCAGAUUACAUUACUUGUUUGUCUGUAUCAUUUCUAAUUCACCUUUCUACCCUUUUUUGUUUCUUUUAUCUCCAUAAUUGUGAUUAAGUGUUCAUUUGACAUUCAGAUAUGUGAUAGUUCUUCCAUAUUUCUAA
This is a messenger RNA of Prunus mume (Japanese apricot), 651 nucleotides long. It is a transcript of the gene DPMS2, whose product is annotated as dolichol phosphate-mannose biosynthesis regulatory protein-like protein. The record is from RefSeq and is a predicted model, not a curated record. Gene Ontology annotation, molecular function: enzyme regulator activity. Gene Ontology annotation, cellular component: endoplasmic reticulum membrane; dolichol-phosphate-mannose synthase complex. NCBI's taxonomy places the organism in Eukaryota, Viridiplantae, Streptophyta, Magnoliopsida, Rosales, Rosaceae. Gene Ontology annotation, biological process: dolichol phosphate mannose biosynthetic process; GPI anchor biosynthetic process.